This is a messenger RNA of Cyanistes caeruleus (blue tit), 5075 nucleotides long. NCBI's taxonomy places the organism in Eukaryota, Metazoa, Chordata, Aves, Passeriformes, Paridae. The record is from RefSeq and is a predicted model, not a curated record.
AGUCCUUUAACACAUGUUAAAAACAAGAAGGUGGUUGGGAGUAGCUGGCAUUGAUUUGCAAUCAGGAAAUCUGGCUUUAUGAACAUGAUAGUCUUCUACAACUAGCUUGGUGGGUCAGGGUACAGCACUAGGUGUUUGUCUCAGCUGUAGUAGGUCUUUUGACAUUUUCUCUGAUAACAUUCCACAGACAAACUGAUGAAGUAUGGGUUUGUUAAGGCACAGUGAGGUGAGUUGAAAACCGGGAAGGUUGUGAUUAGUGCCAAAUGGUCCAGCUGGAGGCAAAACAUUAGAGCUCCUUACGGUUUCACACUGCUGCCAGCAGUGAUUAAUGAGUCAGUGCACCCUACACAAGUCUGCAGCUGAUACAAAACUGGAAGGAGUGGCUGAAAUACCCCGUGGUUCUGAGGGAUCUGGUCAAGCUGGAGAAAUGUGCUGAGAGGAAUCUCAAGGAGUUCAGCCUGAGGAACCGACAUCCUUCUGUCAUUUGGUAUAUUAGAAGCUCUUUCCAGGAAAAUGAUAUAAAAGCAGCUCAUGAUUUUUGACAUUAAAAUCAAUUUGUAGCCAUCACCAAGAAUUAGGAUAAUUUUGCUGAGGAUAAGGAACACCUGUGUCCUUUGAGAAAGUGUAAGAUAAUAGAGAAAAAUGCUGAUCCUGAACAAAUGCUCUUGUCUUAUCUGCGAAAGAGGCUCUGUCUUACAGGAACUAAGUAUGGCUGUGGAGGAGGUGGCUGUGGUGCCUGCACAGUGAUGAUAUCAACUUAUGAGCCAGCUUCAAAGAAGAUACGACACUAUUCAGCCAAUGCAUGUUUGCUUCCCAUUUGUUCCUUGUACGGGGCAGCAGUGACUACAGUGGAAGGUGUUGGAAGUACAAAAACCAGGAUUCAUCCAGUUCAGGAAAGACUUGCCAAGUGCCAUGGCUCCCAGUGUGGUUUCUGCACACCUGGAAUGGUGAUGUCCAUAUACACAUUGCUAAGAAACCACCCAGAACCAACUUCGGAGCAGAUGAUUGCAGCUCUGGCUGGGAACUUGUGCCGCUGUACUGGAUACAGGCCAAUCCUAGAUGCCUGUAAAACUUUCUGUAAGGAAUCUAUUUGUUGUCAAAGGAAAGCAAAUGGAAAAUGUUGCUUGGAUCAGGAAGAUGACUUGUUUGACAAUAAAGAGAAGGUCUCCACCAGCCUGUUUUCAACAGAUGAAUUCCAGCCCUUAGAUCCCACCCAGGAGCUUAUAUUCCCUCCAGAACUAAUGAGAAUGGCAGAAAAUCAACCAAAAAGAACUCUGGUUUUUCAUGGGGAGCGAGUAACGUGGAUUUCUCCUGUAAGCUUGGAUGAACUGCUGGAUCUGAAAAUCGCCCACCCUAAAGCACCUCUUGUGGUUGGGAACACCGGUGUGGGACCUGACGUGAAAUUCAGAGGUGUGUUCCAUCCAGUUCUUAUUGCUCCUGCAAGGAUCCCAGAUCUGAAUGUGUUGAAAUACACAAAUGAUGGAUUAACUCUGGGAGCUGCCUGCAGCCUCUCUCUAGUGAAAGACAUCUUGACAAAUGCAAUUGCUGAGUUCCCUGAAGAGAAGACAAGGGUUUUCUGUGCAGUCUUGCAGCAAUUGAGAACUCUGGGCGGAGAACAGAUAAGAAAUGUUGCUUCAUUUGGUGGAAACAUCAUAAGUAGAAAAUCGACAUCAGACUUGAAUCCUGUUCUGGCAGCCAGCAACUGUAUGCUCAAUCUUGCUUCAAGAGGACAAAAGAGACAGAUUCCUAUGAGUGAUAUUUUUGCAGAUGGAGUUGGUAACAAUACCAUUACACCAGAAGAGGUCUUAGUCUCUAUCCAUAUUCCUUAUUCUAGGAAGGGGGAGUACGUCGCUGCAUUUCGACAAGCACCAAGACGGGAAAAUGCUCUUCCAAUAACCAAUGCUGGGAUGAGAGUCCUUUUUGAAGAGGGAACAGACAUUAUAAAGGAUCUAAGCAUUUUCUAUGGAGGUGCUGUCUUGACAACAGUCUGUGCAAAACAAACCUGUCAGACACUUACUGGAAGACACUGGAAUGAACAAAUGUUGGAUGAAGCAUGCAGACUUGUUCUUAAAGAAAUUGCUCUUCCAGGCUCAACUGAUGGUGAAAAUGUAGACUAUAAGAAAACUUUGAUGGUCAGUUUCUUCUACAGAUUUUUCCUGGAAGUAUCACAAUCAUUGAAGACAAUGGAUCCUUGCCAUUUUCCUGGCAUACCUAUGGAAUAUGGGAGUGUCCUAAAAGAUUUCAAAACCAGAAUGCCCCAGAGUAUCCAAAUAUACCAGGACGUAGGGCCGAGCCAGUCUCCCCAGGACCCUGUAGGACGGCCUGUUAUGCACCAGUCUGGGAUAAAGCAUGCCACUGGUGAAGCAGUCUACAUUGAUGACCUCCCUCCUGUGGAUGGGGAGCUUUUCCUGGCUGCUGUCACUAGUUCCAGAGCUCACGCUAAGAUUGUAUCUAUAGAUACCUCAGAGGCCCUAAAAGGAGCAGGUGUGUUUGAUGUCAUAACAGUUCAUGAUGUGCCAGCUGCAAAUGAAUUUUAUUUUUCUGAUGAUCCAGAGAUUAUAUUUGCAAGAAAUGAGGUGAUUUGUGUGGGUCAGAUUGUCUGUGCUGUAGUUGCAGAUUCAGAUGUUCAUGCCAAACAAGCAGCUGCAAAAGUGAAGAUAGAGUAUGAAAUGCUGGAACCAGUAAUUUUAACAAUUGAGGAAGCUAUAAAACACAACUCGUUCUUUGAACCAAAAAGAAAAUUAGAACAAGGAAAUGUUGAAGAGGCAUUUGAAACUGUAGAUAAUAUAAUUGAAGGGGAGAUUUGCAUUGGGGGACAGAAACACUUUUACAUGGAGACUCAGAGUAUGCUUGCUGUUCCAAAAGGAGAGGAUGAAGAAAUGGAUUUGUAUGUGUCAACACAGCAUCCAGCAAUUAUUCAGGAGAUGGUAGCUGCGAGUUUAGGUGUUCCAGCCAACAGGAUCAUGUGCCAUGUUAAACGAGUUGGUGGAGCUUUUGGUGGGAAAAUCCUGAGAACUGGCUUGCUGGCAUCAGUUGCUGCUGUGGCAGCAAACAAAACUAGCAGAGCAGUCCGUCUUAUUCUGAGCCGAGAGGAUGAUAUGGUAAUCACUGGUGGCCGACAUCCUUUCAUUGCUAAAUAUAAAGUUGGCUUCAUGAAUGAUGGUAGAAUCACAGCUGUGGAUGCCAAAUAUUAUGUUAAUGGAGGAUGUACCCCUGAUGAAUCUGUCCUGGUAGCAGAAGUAUCUUUAUUAAAAAUCGACAAUGCAUACAAGAUUCCCAACUUGAGAUGCUGGGCUUAUGUCUGCAAAACAAACUUGCCAUCAAAUACGGCCUUCCGAGGCUUUGGCUUUCCUCAAUCAGGACUGGUGACAGAAACUUGGAUAACAGAUGUUGCAGAUAAAACUGGUUUAUCACCAGAAAAGAUUAGGGAAAUAAAUAUGUAUAAGAAGAACGAGCAGACACACUUCAAACAAAAACUUGAUCCACAGAAUUUAAUACGAUGUUGGAACGAAUGUAUGGAAAAAUCUGCGUACUGCAGUAGGAGAACAGCUAUCAAUGAAUUUAACAAACAAAAUUACUGGAAGAAAAGAGGGAUUGCCAUUGUACCAAUGAAAUUUCCAUUUGGAGUAAGCACACCUUACCUUUCUCAGGCUGCUGCACUGGUUCAUAUUUAUACUGAUGGGUCUGUCCUUCUGACACAUGGUGGAAUUGAAAUGGGGCAGGGUAUUCAUACAAAAAUGAUCCAGGUUGCUAGUCGGGAAUUGAACAUCCCCAUGUCAUCUAUUCACUUCUGUGAAACGAGCACAACAACCGUUCCCAAUGCAUGUGCCUCAAUAGGAUCUGCAGGGACAGAUGUCAAUGGCAUGGCUGUGAAGGAUGCUUGUCAAACUCUUCUGAAACGCCUGCAGCCCAUCAUCAAGAAGAACCCAACAGGGACCUGGAAUGAUUGGAUUAAAGAAGCUUUUAAACAGAGUGUGAGCCUUUCAGCUACUGGCUAUUUUAGAGGUUACAAUGAAUACAUGGACUGGGAGAAAGGGGAAGGACAUCCAUUCACAUAUUUUAUUUUUGGAGCUGCUUGUUCAGAGGUUGAAAUUAACUGUCUAACAGGAGAUCACAAGAACCUCAGAACAGACAUUAUUAUGGACAUUGGAUGCAGCAUAAAUCCAGCUGUGGAUAUAGGACAGAUUGAAGGUGCUUUUGUUCAAGGCAUUGGACUGUACACAAUGGAGGAGUUAAAGUAUUCUUCAGAAGGAGUCCUCUAUACUCGGGGUCCAGAUCAGUAUAAGAUUCCUGCUGUUUGUGAUAUUCCAGAACAGUUUAGUGUUUCCCUGCUGUCAUCUUCUCAAAAUCCUUAUGCCAUCUAUGCAUCCAAGGGGAUAGGUGAGGCAGGAUUUUUCUUGGGAUGCUCUGUGUUCUUUGCUUUGAGAGAUGCAGUAACCAGUGUGAGGAAUGAAAGAGGACUGAAAAAGACCUUUGCACUGAACAGCCCCCUGACUGCUGAGCAAAUACGAGCAAACUGUGCUGAUGCCUUUACUGAGAUGGUAAGAGAAGGAAUUGGUGGCUUCAGUUUAAAACCUCCAGUCCAAAAAAAUUAUGUGUGCCAUGUGAAACAUGUUGGUGGAGCAUUUUGGGGGAAGGUACUAAACCAUCACUCUUUGUUGUAGUUGCAGCUGUGGCAGCCAACAAGUAAGUUGAUUUAACUAAAUCAAAGGAGUGAUAUAACUAAAAUUAAUUAAAGAUGACAAGACUAAAUUAAAAAGGAACUUCAGUCCUGAACCCUCCCUGGGGGGGUUAUCCCAAUGACAUCAUCUUUUUUAUCUCUUUGGCAGUAAGUCUUGGAUAGAGGCUUGAAAAUUCUCCGGUCUUUUGGCAAUGGUAUUCACUUACUGUCUGAAAGCCAGAACAAAGGCAUGGAGGCAGUUUCCCCCUGGUCUGAUCUGUAUAAAUCCCAACAAUUCAGGCCCCUCUGACUGUUUUCCAGUCACCAGAAGAUGAUGUACUAUCUCCAGGAACGCAUAAGAACCGUAGGCUUUCUUUGCAAAUAUCAUGGCCUCCACUGUCAGUUCCUGUAAUCU